Molecule: messenger RNA, 438 nt
Organism: Gryllus bimaculatus (two-spotted cricket)
Lineage: Eukaryota; Metazoa; Arthropoda; Insecta; Orthoptera; Gryllidae
Source: the annotation of a GenBank genome assembly
AUGGCAAAACUUUUACUCCGCGACCACAGAAAUCACGAGCGAACUCCUGAGCAAGAAUCCGGCAGCUGCGCGCCGUGUGCGAAGGCGAGGCAGGUCGCUCGGGUUGAGAGCGCGGCGGAGGCGGCGGGCGGCACGAGGCGCGCGGGCGUGAGGGGCGUGGGCCAACCGGCCCCGAGCGGGCGAUUUCCCAGCAUCCUCCGCGGCGCGGCGCGCGCGCGUGGGGCCCGCGGCGCCCCGCCGCCAGUCCUCGACAGACCACCGCGGUCAGCCGCAUGGCCCGCUGGAAGACGCCGAACAGCGCCCGCUUCACGUGCCUCCCUCCUCCGCCCCGCCCCGCUCCCACCUCUGCCGCCUCUUCUCCCCGACCCUGCGACGGCGCAGUGGCGCGUGCUCCCCCGGCCGGCCGCGACGGCAUGGCGACUGCUGACCGCCCGCUGA